AUGGUCGGAAAGUUCUAUGAACACAAAUACGGCUGGAAAAAGCUCCAGUCGUCAACAUAUGGUCCUUCGAGCCGGAUAUUGAACGCAGUGUCAAUACUCGACAUUCGGGAAACGUGUUUGUGCAAGUGCAACGCAGUUUUUCCCAACAUCUUCAUAAUCAACAAAUUAAUAACUAUCACAUCGCUACAUUACUACGCUACAUCCAAGAGUUCUUCUUCAUCAUCGGCACGUCACCGACACAGAAUUGCUGAGAUUGAAGAACGAAUAAGUGCAAUCCAACCUUUGUUAAAAGAAUUUGAAAAUAUCAAUUUAGAAAUUAUAGAAACCGAUGAGUCUCAAGUUAAAGAUGAGGACUCAUUCGAGUUCGAAAAUAAAUAUUUUAAGGCCAUCAGCGAGGCCAAACAACUUAUUCAAAAAAAAGGUAUCGAAGUAGACACAGUUGCUCAGGCAAAUUCGAAUCAAAACAAACCCGAUUCUAUCUCCAUCAAAUUGCCUGAAAUUUCUAUACCGGCUUUCAGUGGUGCAUUCACGGAAUGGAUCAGUUUCAGGGAUUGUUACAAAUCACUUAUCCAUGAUAAUCAAAGUUUAAAUCCAGUUCAGAAAUUCCAUUAUUUGCGAGAUAAUUACUUGUCAGCAUGGGAUUUACUAACGGAAAGAUAUGAGAACAAACGAAUUAUUAGUCAGCAUCAUAUUAGAGCAUUAUUUUCACUACCACAUAUCAAUUCAAGAGACUCAAAAUCCUUACGUUCGUCCUUACAGAUCGUUAAUUCUAAUAUCAAGGCUUUAGAUGCUAUAGGGCGUCCCACAAUGCAAUGGGAUGAUUUGCUUGUUUACUUAAUUUCUAGUACAUUUGACGAGAGUACCACUAUCGCUUGGGAAAGCUUAACCUCUGAACAGAGAAUAAGUGAAUGCAAAAAACGUAAACUUUGUAUUAAUUGCUUACGUAGCGGACAUAAGAUAGAAAACUGCAAUUCGAGCAAUUGUAGAAAAUGUAACCGUCGCCAUAACACACUAUUGCAUGUAGAUCUUAAUCAAAAUAAUUCGCCACAACCCUCCUCGUCAUCGAUGACAUUUGGUGACGACAAAAUUCAGGGUAAGCAAUUUCGAGCCUUAUUAGACAAUGGAUCAGUUUCAAACUUUAUAACAGAAAGGGCGGUGAAAAAGCUAAAUUUACGCAAUAUUCAUAAUAUCCAAUUGCCUCUCAUUGGCAUCGGAUGCAAUUCUUCAGUAAUUAAUCAUGCCGCAACAAUUCAAAUUGCAUCCGUAUGUUCGUCAUUUAAAGCAACAUUAGAUUUUUUGAUAGUUCCAGAAAUAACGGGAAACGUACCCAACUCGUCAUUCCCCACUUUACAAAAUUUACCCGAUAACAUAAAAUUAGCAGAUCCAUUUUACAACUUAUCGCAGCCUGUGGAAAUUCUUAUCGGUAACGAAAUAUUCUGGAACAUUAUGUGCAUAGGACAAAUCCGCAUUCACCGACACGGGCCGGUUCUUCAAAAAACACAGUUUGGAUGGGUUAUUGCGGGAGUAUUGAAUAAUUUCAACACAAACACUUCAACUUCUUGCAAUCUUUCAAAUACAGAUCUUGAUGUACACCUCAAAAAAUUCUGGGAAUUAGAAGAAGUGACAAACAUAUCCGACCCAGUUUUUCCUGGCGAUAAUCGCGACCCUUGUGAAAAGGUAUUCAUCGACACUUUCACGCGAGAUUUAUACGGCAGAUUUCAGGUGAAACUGUCCAUCAUAAACGAACCUCCGGAUUUGGGUUCUUCGAAGGAAAUUGCACUAAAAUUAUUUUAUAAUCUAGAGAAACGUCUACGAAAAGAUCAUAAUUUGUUUGAACAAUAUUCAAAAUUCAUGGCUGAUUAUUUAGAUCUAGGGCACAUGACCCAAAUAAAUUAUCCUGACGAAUCAGGUUAUUUUGUAAGCCACCAUCCCGUCUACAACGAAUCUUCCCUCACAACUAAAUUAAGAGUUGUAUUUAAUGCAUCUUUGAAAACAACUAACCAUAAAUCAAUUAACGAAAAUCUUAUGGUUGGCCCUAACCUACAGCAAGACUUAUUUAGCAUUCUAAUUCGGUUCCGAAUUCACAAAGUUGUAAUAACCGCGGACGUAAAAAAGAUGUACAGGCAAAUAUUGUUGCACCCUGAUCACCGCAAAUACCAACAAAUAUUUUGGCGUUUUAACUCCACUGAUGAGGUAAAGGUUUUUGAAUUAAACACAGUGACGUACGGAUUUGCGAGUUCAUCAUAUUUGGCAACUAGAUGUUUGCAAGAGUUAGCAAAUCUCGAAAAACAAAACUUUCCUGAAGCGGCAAAUAUAAUUUUACGGGACUUCUAUGUAGAUGAUUUAAUUUACGGGGCAAACGAUAUUAACCAUGCAUCUCAAAUACUAAACGACAUUAAGGGAAUUUUAAGCAAGGGCGGGUUUGAACUGCACAAAAUUAAUUCAAAUCAUUUACCUAGCAUAGACUCCACCUCAACACCGGGAAUCAGAAACCUUGACAAACAAGCUGCAGCCAAAACAUUAGGACUUUUUUGGAACAAUUGUAAUGAUACCAUCCAAUAUUCGAUCUGUUUAAAAAAUCCUAAAUGCCAUAAAAUAACAAAACGGGGAGUUCUGAGCACCAUUGCUCAAAUUUUUGAUCCAUUAGGUUUAGUAGCACCUGUCACAGUGACCGCGAAGAUCAUAAUGCAGAAACUAUGGUCAUUCAAACUUAAUUGGGAUGAAAGCUUACCAGCGGAACUACACACUUUGUGGUGCGAAUUUUUAAACGCAUUUCCAGAAUUAACCAAUAUUUCAAUCCCUCGGCAUGUAGUUACAAACAAGCAUCAAAUAGAAAUUCAUGGUUUUUGCGAUUCAAGUCAAAACGCAUAUGGCGCUUGCGUGUAUUUACGUUCCCAGAAUCCCAGUGGGAACUAUGAAGCACGAAUUUUAUGCUCAAAAAACCGAGUUGCCCCUUUGCAAACACAGACCAUUCCCAGACUUGAACUGUGCGGCGCAGUUCUCUUAGCUAGAUUAGUUCAUAAAGUUAAGCAAUCCUUGAUAAACUUUGAUGUCCAGGAGUGUCACUACUGGACUGAUUCCACUAUUGUGUUAGCAUGGAUUCGAACGCAGCCUACACUAUUAAAACCAUUCGUAUCACAUCGGAUAUCAGAGAUACAGUCCUUAACACCUGAAAAUAACUGGCAUCACGUUUCAUCAGAACAGAAUCCUGCGGACAUUUUGUCCCGCGGGGAUAAUCCCCGUCAUUUGCAGUCCUUCCACCUUUGGUGGAAUGGACCGACCUUUUUAACUAGGACUGAUUUACCGUACGAACAUCUAAAGGAUUCGUCACAUGUUGAUUUGCCGGAACUAAAGUUAACAUGUUGUCUUGCGACCAAAAAUUCCACUGAAUUUCUACUACGUUACUCGGACUUUGAUAAAUUGUGUAGAAUUACUGCCAUAAUAAUACGAUUUAUUCAGAAUUUGAGAAAUAAGGACAAUAAAAAAUCUGGUCAUGUAACAAGCAAAGAAAUCAUAGAAGCACAUAAUUUAAUAAUAAAAUUAGUUCAAAAAGAAGCUUUUCAGGAUGAUAUACAUCAACUUAAGUUGCAUAAUCAAAUCACGAGUAACAGUAAAUUAAAAGGUUUAAAUCCGUUUAUUGAUAAUUCUGGUUUUUUAAGAGUUGGUGGUAGACUAAAUCAUGCUAAAAUCAGUAAUGAUCGCAAGCAUCAGUUGUUAUUGCCGAGAGACCAUUUUGUUACUCGUUUAAUAAUUGAAAAAUAUCAUAAGGAUAACCUUCAUAUCGGUUGUCAGGGAACCUUGUCUGCAGUACGCUGCAAAUAUUGGCCCAUUUCAGCCAAAAAUACAAUUCGACAAACAAUAUUCAAGUGUCUAAAAUGUUACCGCUGCAAGCCGGUACCAUUCAGUCAAUUAAUGGGGGAUCUUCCUAAAACUCGUGUAACACCUUCACGACCAUUUUUUAUUACAGGUGUAGACUACGGUGGUCCUUUUAUUUUAAAAAAUGGACACGGCAGAACCCAAAAAACCAUCAAGGGUUAUGUCGCUGUUUUUGUUUGCUUCAGCACUCGUGCCGUGCACAUCGAGCUCGUAUGCGAGUGCUCAUCUUUAGCGUUUUUAAAUGCAUUGAAAAGGUUUAUUUCACGCAGAGGUCAACCUCAUGAGCUCCAUUCUGAUAAUGGUACUAAUUUCGUUGGGGCGAAUCGAUAUCUAAAAGAAUUGUUCCAAUUAUUUCGAACUAAAUCUUUCGAAAACGUAGUUCUUAAAUCUUUAACGAAUAUGGGUAUUAAUUGGCAAUUCAUUCCUCCGCACGCUCCACACAUGGGUGGGAUAUGGGAGGCAGCGAUAAAAUCUGUAAAGGGUCAUUUAAGGCGCAUUCUAGGCAACGUUCUUCUCAAUUACGAAGAAAUGAACACGAUUUUAAUUAUGAUAGAGGCAUGCUUAAAUUCCCGACCUAUUACUCCACUUUCAAAUGAUCCAAACGACCUCUCCGCUCUCACCCCUGCUCAUUUCCUCAUUGGUGGUCCACUGACUGCACCCGCAGAAGAAGACUGUAGCGACAUACCUACCAAUCGCCUGAUUCGCUAUCAACUUCUGGAGAAAAUUCGCCAAGAUUUCUGGAGACGUUGGUCGCGCGAAUAUCUUCACUCGUUACAACACAGGGCGAAAUGGCAACGAGUUCCAGCGCGACAGCCACAAAUUGGAGACCUGGUAAUAAUCUGCGAGGACGGCAUCCCACCCCAACAAUGGCCUCUUGGUCGUAUACAGGAACUGCACCCGGGAAGCGACAAUCAGUGCCGCGUAGCAACGGUGAAAACAGUGCGCGGAGUGCAUAAAAGGCCUGUAACCAAACUUUGUGCUGUGCCAGUUCAGUGA
Molecule: messenger RNA, 4872 nt
Organism: Zophobas morio
Lineage: Eukaryota; Metazoa; Arthropoda; Insecta; Coleoptera; Tenebrionidae
Exons: 6
Coding region: 1-4872 (1623 amino acids)
Biological process (GO): DNA integration
Molecular function (GO): nucleic acid binding
Source: RefSeq, a predicted model, not a curated record